ACAUGGAGACAUGAGGACAUGAACACAUGGAGACAUGAACACAUGAAGACAUGAGGACAUGAACACAUGGAGACAUGAACACAUGAGGACAUGACUAACAUGUAUAGAAACAAGGAAAUGGAUCAACACAUUGUGUCAAUAAAGAAUUAAUGUGGAUUUCAUGUUUCUUUAAUUAUUUAAGUCAACGGAUGAACGGAUGAGGAGUUUUAUGUGGAACAGAGUGAAGCUCGAUAUGAAGAGGUAUAAAAUAACAAGUAAAAACAACAAGUAGAAGUACCGCUGUGGUACUUUAUGUACUGCAACACAUUUGUAUAUUUAUACUUCAUGUCUUCUGUAAACACAAAUGUUCUGAUUUGAAUAAAACAAAGAGCUCGUCGUCAAGACUCCCCCCCCCCACGUGACGUGCUCCGAGCUGCAGAUCAAUAAAUAAUAAACAAAGAUUAAAUAAACUUCAGUAUUGAUCAGGAGGUUCUAGUGAUCACCUCCAUCUUCUGAUCAAUAACUUCAAUCAGACGCCCCAUUGCGCAUGCGCCGUAUCCCGCGCAAUUGCCGCAAAAGACCUGCGCGCGCAGCCGAUUGUUACAAUUAAACAGGAGAUUUAAAUUAGUUUAUGCCCGAUUGUUCACGUGAUCGAUCCCAUACGCGCUUCUGCCGACAAACGUUCCGUUCAGCCGUAAAUCAGAGUUCACGGACGUAAUCAAGUCGUGAAACAUCGUGGCUGCAGCGUUGUUCGUGGGGGGGUCCCACUAAACCCGCAUUGAACCGCACCCUCGUCCUGGUAUCUGACGCCAUGAACGGGGUCUCUCGGGUCCCCUUCCGAGGGCUCGUGCGGUGGUGAAGACGUCAUGGCGGCCGCCGCUUUGAAAACGCGUCUCCCGGAGUUCACCGCCGGUUCUCCUCCGUGGGUGAAACUACCGGCUGCGUCCCGUUAACCGGAUCAUGAGCUCAACCGUACUGAUCACGAGAUAGCCGUUAUUACGCUCGCGUCUCCCGGCGCAGGUUCACUAACACGUGUCAGGAAGCGAACUGUCAUGGCGCCUGUCCUCAACGUCCGGGCGGUUCAAAGACUCCGCCGCCGGUCCGGAGACACGUCUCGAGCCGCAGACACCGUCCCGCUGCUUUCCUCGCGUAGAUAACGGACCCGUAGGUCCUCCGGAGCCGCCGGGGCCGACUUUUGAAACCAGGUGGCGGCAGCAAGAUGGCGUCUGAGUCUGCGCAGUAGCGAGAUGACGUAACAGAUCGAGGACACCGCAUGCUCCCCCCCCACACUCAGUUAGAAAAGAGCCACGAUGCCGACGGGGGUUUAUACGACGGGAAACGGCCGGUACGGCUCGGAUUAACGGUUCACCGUCGAAGUACUCGACAUGUCCGCCCCGCAGAAGGUAAUCCGUGUGCCGUAAAUGGAGCACGUGGUCGCAGUGGGCCCACACGGGACUGGACCUGCAGGUUUACUGUUGCAUGGGGCGGCCAUUGCUGGGCUCAACAUCAGGCCUGCUGGUCUCUGCUGGACCACUUUGGAUCCGAUGCAUCUAGAGGUUUAACAUUCCAGAUGAAACUCAAAUGGAUGCUGUUGAACCGUUGUACCGAUGUUUAAAAAGCGGGACCCUCCUGCCCUUUAUAUCUGUGGAGCCUGUUCAUGGCUUCUAAGAAGAAGCAGAAAGGAAUGGUGUUCCAUCAGGACGGGGCCACCGGCCCUGCAGUCGCACCUGCUGCCGAUCAUCCACCUGCAAGUUUUGCUGUUCCCAAACCAGGGAAUGCGAGCGAAGGCGGGAUGGAAGAAAACACCAGUGUAACCAAAGAAGAGGCUGAUAUGAUGGGUAAACCCAAUAGGUACCCAUCAAAAGAAUCCAUCAGGACUUCUGAUGGACUUCCUACAGGGAAACAUGCCGCCGGUUCAAACCCUCAGUCGGACAACCUGUCACCUGACAGCACCUGCAAAGGCAUCAAAGUGUCGCUGGACAACAACAGCAUGUGGAACGAGUUCUUUAGAUGCAAAACGGAGAUGAUUUUGACUAAACAUGGAAGCAGGAUGUUCCCCUACUGUCGUUUUCGCAUCUCCGGCUUGCAGCCAUCUAGGAAGUACUUUUUGUUCAUGGACAUUCAGCCGUUGGACAACAGUCGACACAAGUGGACCGGUAAGAGUUGGCAAGUUGCUGGAAAGGCAGAAGUUCACGUAAAGAGUCAACCAUUCACUCAUCCAGAGUCGCCAUCAACUGGUCAACACUGGAUGCAGAAUCCAGUGUCCUUUUACAAACUGAAGCUCACAAACAGCAUCUUGGAUCAAGAGGGGAACGCCGUCCUGCAUCCGAUGCACCGCUACUUGCCACGACUGCACGUGGUCCAAACUGACAAAGCUGCUAAAGACUUAAAGCUGAACGGUCCCAGUGUUGUCACAUUCACUUUCCCCCAGACAGAGUUUAUAGCAGUCACUGCUUACCUGAACUCCCGGUUCUCUCAGCUCAAAGUCGACUGCAACCCGUUUGCUAAAGGGCUUAAGGAGGAGGGCUCUGGUUCUUGUGGCCUAAAGCUAAAAUUGAUUUCUGGCAAAGACGGAGGCACAACCGCCAACGAGCAACAUCCUGUGAAGAAGAGCCUGAAGUCUUUGCUUGCAAACCAUAAACCUAGAAGCUCCAAAGCCGUGGACACAAAGCCUUCGGGGUCAGGUGGCCUGCAGAAGAACUCCACUCCAAACGAAGACCAAGCCGCUGCCAAAUUCUCUGGGGAAAGUUUGUGUAAUUCACCUCCUGUUCAGAAGUUAUUUUCUGAACUCAUUCGGGAGGCUCACGUUUCACUGCAUCGAUGCAACCUGGACCAGCUCGGCAUCAAUAAUAGAUCUGAGCAAAGCAACACUAGGAGCACCUCUUUGAAAAGCAAUGAACAAGAUGAUCCCAGAAGCAAAGAGGAAACUGUUCCGAAGAGGAAAGCCAGGGUCGAUAAUGACCCUUUGAAUUUAUUGAACACCAAAGACAAUGUCAGGACGGAUUGUUCUCAGGUCAGUGAUGAUGUAGCUGCUCCAGCAGGGUCCCAGUUCUCCUCUGUGGAUUUAGACCACCAACAUAAGCCUCAAGCUCCAUCAGAGGUGAAGGUAAAGCAGCCAAAACGACCUCUGCCUCUGCCGGCCCUCGCUCUGUUUCUGAAGCAGCAUUCAUCAAAAUUUAAAAUGGCCAAGAAGAAGCUGGACUCUCCUUUGCCGGCACUCACAUCUGAGUGUCGGUCUGAUUCACAGAGUCCUGCUGCUGCUCCCGAAUGUCCACCUUCUGAUGACGGCAGUAAAGCAACUCGUCCCCCGAAGGACCUCACAGGUGAUAUCAGAAAGUCCCAAACCCUGGCCUCUGGACCAACUGGGGCACGACUUCAUCCAGAUGAAGUAGUUUUGAAUGUUACAGGACCAGCAGCUGAAACUGCCGAUAAGACUUCCAGUCCAUCGAGUCCAGAUGCUGUUUCCACUACAGACCCAGAAGGACUAAGACUGGAUGAUUUUUUGACUUGUGAUUCAGUUGCUGAAAGCAGAGGCCCAGAACUGGCGGUACCAGGUGGUACGAGAGUGUUACCCCACUCGGAUCAGUCAUUGUGUAUCCUUGACACCUCUUUAUCCACCGUUCCCUCGUCUCUUGCCGUGUCUCCCAUUUUGUUGUCACCGCUCAACACAGUGUUACCUGCUCCAAACUACACACUACCUUCAGACUCGCCGAGGUCUGACUCUCUUCUCCCAGACCCUGAGUGUUCCUCAUUUGGCUUUGAGCCUUUGUCUGCUGCCAGCUCUCCUGAGCCGUUACCUUCCCUUCCUUUGUCUUUCGCUCUAGAGCUCGACUCCACUCCAUCUGAAUCGACUCCAAACGCAGUAUCUCCUGAAGAGUUGCAUCCCAGUGAAGAUUUGUCUGUGUUCAAAUGGCACACAGUGUUACCUCCACUUGAGCCGUAUGUAGACCCUUCAUUCACAACAUUUCAGCCCACACCGCAGACUCUUCCUUUAGAGUCUGUGACGUCACCUCUGCUUCCUCUUCAGACUCUGUCCCCCUCUGUACUACAGACUCUUGACUCCUCCACCUCCACGCCGCCCCCUGAUCCGGCUCCAUCAUUUCAAGACAAUGAACCGCCGCUGCCCUUCCCUGCUGAACUGUCCCCCCUUGCACUCCAGAUGGCGCUGUCUCCGACCUUUUCUUCAUUAGACGGAGACGGAUUGUCCCCCACGCCUUCAAUCGCCGACCUUGUGCACUUUUUCUCCACCAAUGAUGAUCUUGGGAUGGGGGUGGAGUUUUCAAACACGGAGGCGGUGGCUGUUCCCUGCCCACCUCCAAGUACAGUGGAAGCCAAUGCACAGGAGCCUUCACAGCAGGUGUCACUAUUCCCAGCCAACAAACCUUGCAGGCACAAGAAGUCCCGGCGGCGAAAGCUUGCCGAUCAGGAGGAUAAGAAGAUGGAUGCCUCCACCUACACAAGAAUGCAGCCCAACCUGGAGGAGGUGGAGGAGCAGUUAUUUAUCUCAUUCACAUCAAAGGAGGCCCUCAGACUUCACGUUGUGGACUUCUCUGAUGGAACGGCCUCACAGCCUCAGACGACACCUGAAGGUCACCUGCAGCAAACACCUGAGAACGGUAACGCAGAGACGGCAGAGGGCUCGGAGGAGACGAUCGCUGCCUUUGAGAAGAUCUUUCUGAGAGACUUGAAGCAGAUGAGACACGGACAGGUGAUCCACCCGGUGCUGCAGGAAGUUGGUCUGAAGAUGAACCUGCUGGAUCGGACUCUGGCCAUAGACCUGCAGUACCUGGGAGUCCGCCUGCCCAUCCCUCCUCCUGGAGUCCCUCUGGAGCCGCUGCCCCCGGAGCUGCCCCCACCUCAAGGUGCUUCUGCAGCGUUUGUGUCCAGAACAGGAAAAACCACUGAUGUGACUCAGAUCAAAGGAUGGAGAGAGAAGUUCUCUCCAACCGAGGCUGCUGCAUCCACGCCGACACCAGCCAACCCUGAAGCUGGUCCCAGUUCAGAUCUGCCAAAGAAGAACCUGUCUGCAUUCUGCAGCGACAUGCUAGACGAGUAUCUGGAGAACGAAGGGAAGCUGAUCGACCAGCAAGCAUCCAGCUUCACCCAGCCACUUGUGGUGCCGGUGGUCUACGAGCUACCCACCAGGAGCACCAGCUACGUCCGUACCCUGGACAGAGUCCUAAAGAAGCAGCCUGCCAGCUCCCCCACCUCAGACCUCAUAUCUGGAUUCAUUCCCCCCUCCAAGAGACCCAAACUCACCCUCGGAGAGAACAAAACAUUCAGGAGGCAGAGGGGUCAGAAACACAAUAAACCCAGAGCAGGAAUAUAUCCAGCACCUGCACUCAGUACAGCUGAAUCAAACCUUAAACAACCUUCAGUCCAGAACCCGGAGAACACAUCCGGCGUCACUGAACCACAUAAAUCAAAGAGACACCAGCUGAAAGACCAAUUCGACCCCACUGAACCACUAACUCCAUCUGCUCCACACAAGAAGAGGAGGAAGCUCAAACCCAAGACCUCGUCUCAGACCCUCAGCCCCUUCAAGCCCCCGCUCCCCCCGCCCGAUGUCUCGCAGGACAUGGCUCCGCUGGAGCCGGACUCUGAGAUGGGUAAUGUCAGGGGACCCAUGAUGACCCGGGCUCUGCUGAGACAGAAGGACCUGGAGGACGGCGUGUUGUGGGAGGGUCUACACCGGACCAGCAUCACGAAGGAGAGGGCCACCAUCGCUCUGACGUCACUCUUCACACUGAAGGGUUUCGUCAUAGAGAACCCCACCGCUCCCAUCCAGCUGGUCCGGAGAGAAGCCCCACCCUGCCUGAAUGAGUUCUGCAGACUGGGCUGCGUCUGCUCCAGCCUGUCCCAUUGCUCCAGGAUCAGCCACUGCGGCCGGCCUGCCUGCAUGUUUGGCUGCAGCUGCCUCAAACAGAAGGUGGUCCUCCUCAAAAACCUGGACGGCUCCGACUCCAGCCCCUCCCAGCAUGGACGCAACAAGAGGGGGAGGAGAAGGAGGAGGAUGAAGAUGGCCUACGUCCUGAAGGAGGCGGACAGCGUUUCCCAGCCUGCCGAGCGGGUCCGGACUCUGUGGAAGAGGGUCAUUGGAGACUCGGAUCCAGAGCUGGUCCACGUACCUAAACCUGCAGCUGUGUCCUGCCCCUCUGUAAGAACUGCAAGAGGAGAGGACGACAGCAGCUGUGCCAGAGUCCGACUUUAUGUCGGGAAGAAGAAGAAGAAACGGACGAGGAAGGAUCAGCCGGAGAGUCGUGAUCAUCCAGCGGAGACGUCCAAUGAGGUGAAGCCUAAAGAUGUUCGGCUGAAGCCUUCGAGACAGAAGGUCACAAAAACCAAACCCUGCAGUCCUCCAGCAGGUGAUCCGGAUCAGCCCGCACCCUCCGACAGGCCUCCGAGUCGCCCGUCGGAGCCGAAGCCGUCAAAGCGUCUGACCAUCAUGGCCGAGUGCAAGUGGGUGAGCGACGGCGACCGCAACCUGGUGCUGAAGAAGCUGUGCGAGGCCAUGGCUCAGGACCGGCUGGACCAACCCUUCUGGAUCAAAGAGUAUCUGGUCAGUCCCAUCAGUCAGGUCCUGGAGGACGGCGCCACCGACCGCUGCAUCCACUACAAGAUGCACAUCUCCAGACCCAAACUGGAGCGGGAGAGACCAGAGAAGCCAGAGAGACCAGAGAGACCAGAGAGACCAGAGAGACCAGAGAGACUGGAGAAGCCAGUGAGACGUCAAAGACACAGGAAAAGGAGGAAGCAGGAACCCCUGAACCAGGUGGUCGCGGAGGUGGAGCCUCCUCAAGAAGUGCAGCGGGAGGUAGAGGAGGAGGAGGACCCGGCACCUCCUGAGGACUGGCAGCGAGAGGUGGAAGAAGGUGACAUCGAGGAGGAGGAGGAGGAGGAGAUGAAGAUGGUUUCAAAGAGGAAGAUGAAGGUCAGCAUGGCACUGCCAUUCCUGACGGGAGUCUCUCCAGCCGGUUUCCUCUCAGCCAAUAGGAAGCAGCCGGGAGGAACAGACCACCUGGUCCAGGUGAAUGGGAAGCUCUAUCCUCUGGCAAAGAUCCAGCUGGGGAAGAUGGGGGCGCUCCAUCCGGCCAACCGUCUGGCAGCAUAUCUGACCGGCCGGGUGGGCUCCAACAGGAAGCCCCCUGGCUCCUCCCAACCUCCUCAGAACAGUUCAGGACCCUCCGCCCCCCCACCCAGACCUCAGCCGUCAGUCACAACGCCCCCCCGGCCUACAGCAGUGAAGGGCGACCAAUCUGAGGGGGCUGGGACCCAGACUGUCACGAUCCGGGUGUUUCCAGGUCUGAAGGGAGGCGGCAGUCAGGUCAGAGUGGUACCUGCAGCUUCUGCUAGCUCCGCCCCCAUUUCAGACUCUCAGGUGAGCAGCUCUGUGGCCUCACCUGUAAAUUCAUCUCCUAAAGGCUCCCAUAUGUUGAUGCAUCAGCUCCCAUCUCCUCCCGGGAACCUCCCUCUGCCGGUUCGGGCUUCCUGCCCUCCCACCCCCACGUCCUCCACCGGUCAGAGGAUGGUCCUGCAGCCGGUCCAGUCGAAGUCAGGCGUCCAGUACUACCGCAGACCAGACGGCAAACUGGUCCAACUGGUUCCAAUCAGCCAGCUUAGAUCAGUCAACCAGAACCUGGCUGUCCAGAGAGUCCUCCCUGCUGCAUCCCUUCAGACUCAAGUUGGUAACCAAACUCCAGCAUCGACCACAGUGACCUCCAUCCUUCCCUCGCCCCCCUCCCCCCUCCUGGGUUUCGUGCCUCAGACGGGGUCGUGCAGGGAUCCCGUCAUCGUGUUGUGUCCUAACGUUCACUCCGAGGUGCCGGCUCCCGGCUCCUUCACCCUUCUCCAGCCUCACCCCCCUGCCGCUCCCUCAAUGAGCCUCGUCUCCCCCAAACCCUCCACGGGUGGGGGGGCUGAGCUCGGGGUCAAAGCGGUGACUGUGUCUGCGGCCCUCGCGGGUCCUGGUGGGGUGCUAGUCCAGACCCCUGCAGGGACCAGACCCCCACCGGAGCCGGCCAGUGACCUGGUGGACCUGGACAUAAUCUGUGUGGACGACGAGACGGAGCCCAUCGCCACUGAGUGGGGGGGCGGGGCCAAACAGACAUGGGAUGGGGAGGAGCUGAAAGGAGGGAGCAGCGAGACGGACAACUCGUCAGACUUUGAGGACGAGCUGAACGUCGACAAGCACCGUCACAUCCACAACGCGCUGGAGAAGCAGCGGCGGGUGAAGCUGCUUCAGCUGUUCAACGGUCUGAGGAGAGAAGUCGGUCUGAGGGAGGGGAAGACGUCCAAGAUCUUCACGCUGAAGAAGGCGGUGCAGGUGAUCCAGAACCUGAGGACGGCCGACUCCGAUCUGGAGAAGAAGAAGAGGAGGCUGAUGAAGAGGAGGGAUGAGUACCUCAGCAUCAUCGCUCCGGCAUCGGGAAGCAAACGUCAGAGAUCGGCUGAGCCGUCGGAGGGAGCGGCGACGGGAUGCAGAGACUCAGGAUGCAGAGACUCGGGGUGCAGAGACUCGGGGUGCAGAGACUCAGGGUGCAGAGACUCGGGAUGCAGAGACUCGGGAUGCAGAGACUCGGGAUGCAGAGACUCAGGGUGCAGAGACUCGGGAUGCAGAGACUCGGGAUGCAGAGACUCGGGAUGCAGAGACUCGGGAUGCAGAGACUCGGACCUAAUGGAGGUGGUGGAUCUGUUGGACAAGAUGGACGAACCGACGGAGGACUCGUCUGACGAGGAGGGACUCGUUACCACGGCGGAGGAACCGGAGGAGGGGGUCCACCAGCUGGCGAGGAUCCCCAGAGACCUGGACUCGGAAAGUCACCUGCUGGUCGGAGCCUUCAGAGCGCUGCGUUCAGCCAUCGACUGCAAACACCCCUCAAAGAGACUCCUGCUGGACCAGGCCCGUCAGGAGAUCCAGACGCUUCAUAACGAGUCAACGAGCCUGAAGAGUCUGAAGUUGUGUCUGAAGCAGCAGAGAGAUGCUUUCAUCAGAGCCCUCUCCCUCCGAUCAGGUGCAAGUCCACAGAGAAUCCUCACGGACCUGCAGCACCAGUCUGCCAAACAGAAGGAAAGACACCAAACAGCCAAUCAGCUGCAAGCAGCAGGGGGCGGGGCCUCAGGUCCUCCAGCAGGGGGCUCCACUGAUGACGUCAUCAUGAUCACGUCCUCCGGCCUGCACCAGCAGGCUGCUCAAACUCCGCCCAUCGCUACACGUGUUCAGCAGCCUCAGAGUGUCCUGCAGGUGUCCGUCCUGGCUCCCCCUGGUGCAUCCCACAAUGCAUCAGUGGUGAGGGACAGGCCGAGGACGAUCCCCAACAUCCUGUCCCGCAGUAGGACUCCAGCUGCAUCGUCGUCCUUGAAGGCUCUGGGAGCGGCCGAGGUUCUGUCGCUGGUCCGUGCUACGUUGCCGCGGCAACAAGUCCUGACCAUGAGCGCGUUGAUGGCGAGACCGGCGGUGCUGCAGACGUCUCCUUCAGCAGGCAUGACCACAGUCACCCUCAACCUCCCCAAUCCGACCCACCAGCAGAUCCAUCUCACCUCACUGCCCCGCCCCCCAACCGGUAAAAUCUCCAGCAGCUUCACUAACCUCACAGCUGCAAACCUCAACAACCUGCUGCAGCUGGUUCAACCAUCAAGUACACAACAACAACAGAUACUACAACCACAACAACAGAUGCAACAACAGAUACUACAACAACAACAACAACAGAUACAACAACUACAACCACAACAACAGAUAAUACUACAACAACAACAACCACCACCACAACAGUUACAACACCAACAACCACAACAACAGAUACUACGACCACAACAACAAAUACCACCACCUCUUCCCCAACAGCAGCAGCAGCUUCCAACUCGUUCGUCCCUCCUGGUCUCUGCUGGCUCUGACCCCUCCUCAGACCAGAUCAGAUACCAGGACCAGCCUGAGUUCUCUUCCCGGUCUCCCCCGUCCACUCAGGGUGGCCCGUCGUCUUCUCCGUGCCCAGCCCCGAAUGCUGACGGUCGGGCUGCGGUGCCGGUGGGGGGGCCUCUCGACGAGAGUCUGACCUCCCUCCUCAACGAGAUUGUCUUCCUCAACCAGCAGGCUGGAGUCCUGUCACCGGAGAACCCUGUCUCUGAGGAUGCUGUAGCGGGCGGAGCCACGGAGCAGAGACACGCCCACAAGCCCUGGCUCUUGGAACUGGACUCGGACUCUGACGACCUAACUGAUGCAACACGGGGCGGGGCGCAUCUCGGGCCUGCCAACACUAAUGUCUUAGCCCCGCCCCCUCUGCUUCAGAUGAAGGUGGGCGGAGAUAAAGUGGCCGACCCCCCCAGCAGCAAUGGAGCAGCAGGAGGGGAAGAGGGAGGUGGAGGCAGGAGGCAGGGGGGCGUGGCCUGGAGGCCUAUGCCGAGGCUGGUUCCUCUUGGAGUGAGAGGAAAUCCCCCCAGCUGACUCGGAUGUCAUAGAUAAGACCUCAUGGCUCUCACUCUGAUGUCAUAGAUAAGACCUCAUGGCUCUCACUCUGAUGAUGUCAUAGAUAAGACCUCAUGGCUCUCACUCUGAUGAUGUCAUAGAUAAGACCUCAUGGCUCUCACUCUGAUGUCAUAGAUAAGACCUCAUGGCUCUCACUCUGAUGAUGUCAUAGAUAAGACCUCAUGGCUCUCACUCUGAUGAUGUCAUAGAUAAGACCUCAUGGCUCUCACUCUGAUGAUGUCAUAGAUAAGACCUCAUGGCUCUGAUUGGCGACAGUUUGUUCUUCUGGUAAAACAGAAAACACCUGAAACUCCUGAGGGCCAAUCGGAAGCCUCGCUGUUACUCUGACAAUUCGGAACGUUUCAUUUGUCGUUGACGGACGAACAGAGAUUAUAUUGUUAUUGUUGAUUAUAACAGUUCUCUGAAUGUGAGGUCUUCAUUCCUCGUGUUGACGCAACAAGCAACAGAAGAGGAGGAUUGUUGCCAGAAGAGUCCACGUUGUUGUGUUUUGUUUAUCGUUGCAGGAACGUGUGUGUGUGUGUGUGUGUGUGUGUGUGUGUGUGUGUGUGUGUGUG
Molecule: messenger RNA, 11016 nt
Organism: Cyclopterus lumpus (lumpfish)
Lineage: Eukaryota; Metazoa; Chordata; Actinopteri; Perciformes; Cyclopteridae
Gene: mgaa
Product: MAX dimerization protein MGA a
Exons: 30
Coding region: 1637-10420 (2927 amino acids)
Biological process (GO): cell fate specification; positive regulation of DNA-templated transcription; regulation of transcription by RNA polymerase II
Cellular component (GO): nucleus
Molecular function (GO): RNA polymerase II cis-regulatory region sequence-specific DNA binding; DNA-binding transcription factor activity, RNA polymerase II-specific; protein dimerization activity
Source: RefSeq, a predicted model, not a curated record